AUGCCGUCGGCGAUGGCGGCCUCGGACCUGUCCACGAACCUGAGCGACACGGACGACUGCCCCCAGGUCGCCCCCGAACUCCUGCACAACCUCAAGCACGACAGCUCCGUCCUUGCCCUCGCCGUCAGCGCCGAGAACGAACGCAUAUACGCCGGCACCCAGGAUGGCGAGAUCGUCGUAUGGUCGCUGGCCACCUUCCACCAGGAGCGCAUCGUCCAGGCCCACAAGCGGAGUGUGCUGAGCCUGUUCCUGACCCCCGACGGCUCCAUGCUGUUCUCGAGUGCGGGCGAUCCGAUCAUCAAUGUCUGGUGCCCGAAGACGAUGAAGCGGCUGUACGAGAUCUACAGCACCUACGACGUUGGCGACAUCUUCUCGGUGGCGUACAGCGCCCAGCACGAGACGGUCUAUGUUGGUGCGCAGAACACCUCGAUUCAAUGGGUCAGCCUCACAGAUCCGAACAACCGCGUGACCCACGACUCCUCGCAGCAUCCCGACCGACGCAAUCACCGAUUCUUUGACUCGAGGGCGGUGGGAGGAACAUCGACGCCGCGCCGCAACGACGAGAGAUGGAGUCUGAUCCCACGGUCCGAGAAGGUGGUAGAGAUACACCCAGGAGCUUUGCAGAUGUUUGCACACUACGGCUACGUCUACUCGAUGCUCAUGGCCAAAGGGCCGACGGUUCUCGUGGAGCCCGAAGAGGAAGUGCUUAUUUCUGGCGGAGGUGACGGCACUAUCAAGCUGUGGAAGCUGGGUGCCGAGGGAGACGACCAGGCGGCGGAGAAUGACCGUGAGCCGGGCCUGCAAGAGCUUAUGUCCCUUGGUGCCGAUGAUGCAGAAUCCGUCAUGUCUCUUGCCAUUGACGGAUCGUUCUUGUACGCCGGCAAGCUCCAGGGGGUUAUCGAGCUAUGGGACCUGGACACAAAGUCGAAGUUGAGGGUGAUCAAGGGCCAUAGAGGAGACGUGAUGACCCUGCAAAUGGGCUGGGGUUACCUUUUGAGUGCCUCGCGAUCAGGCUCCGCGAGUAAACACACAACUGCUCACUAUGGAAAAUACCAAGACAAACAGGCUGCUAAUGUUAGCCAAAAGUAUCAGUGUGUCGCACGCUGGAAGGCCCACGAGGGCAAGGUCCUAUCAUCAGCCGUGACAACCUACAAUAACAGGCAAUACUAUAUCACUGGUGCCAAUGACGAUGAUGUUGCCAUCUGGCACAUUGAUUGCUCAUCCUACGAGGAGCAGAAGGAGGUGGAAGAAGCCGACGACGUUAUGAUCAAAACUCUUGGAGAGUUUGUUUCCUAUCGGACUGUAUCGUCACGCCCCGAGUUCGCUGAAGAUUGCCGACGAGGCGCGACGUUCCUCGGAUCAUUGUUCAAGAGACUCGGUGGCCACGUCGAGAUGCUGAGCACGGAAAGCAGCCCUCACAACCCAGUCGUUCUAGCCAAGUUCGACGGCACACUGGAACCGGCCGAAAAGCGGAAGAAGAUUCUCUUCUACGGCCAUUACGACGUUGUGCCUGCCGACACGAAGAAGGGGAAGUGGGAAACCGAUCCCUUCCAGAUGAAGGGCAUCAAUGGUUACUUGUACGGCAGAGGUGUCAGUGAUAACAAAGGCCCGAUCAUGGCCGCUUUAUAUGCGGUGACGGAUCUACUACAGGCGAAAAGGCUCGCCAACGACAUCAUCUUUCUGAUUGAAGGCGAGGAGGAGUCAGCUUCUCGCGGGUUCAGGGAGAUCGUUCGCAAGAACAAGGACCUGAUUGGAGACGUUGACUACAUUCUUAUUGCCAACAGUUACUGGCUCGACGACGAGGUCCCGUGUCUCACUUACGGCCUGCGCGGUGUUCUGCACGCCACCGUCUGUGUAGACUCCCAUCUGCCCGACCAGCACUCCGGUGUAGAUGGCUCUUACAUGAACGAUGAGCCUCUAUCCGAUCUCACCUCUACGCUAUCCAAACUCAAGGGCCCUGGCAACAAGGUUCUCAUUCCCGGAUUUUACGAUAACGUCCUCCCAGUCACGGCUGAAGAGGAGACGCGCUACGACGAUAUCGCGUCAACGCUCAUGCGGCAGAACCCAGAAAAGGGACCCGCCGAUAAGCUCAAGGCCGCGUUGAUGGCCCGCUGGAGAGAACCGAACCUGACGAUUCACCGAUACAAGGUCUCGGGACCGGACGGCAGCCUGGUCAGCAGCCACGCGAGUGCUAAUAUCAGCUUGCGUCUGGUGCCGGGUCAGGAGGUCAACGACGUCAUCUCAGCCCUGAAUUCGUAUCUCGAGAACGAGUUCGCGACGCUCGAGUCAAAGAACUCGCUUAGCAUCAAGGUGGACAACAAAGCCGAGCCCUGGCUGGGCGACCCUACCAACGCCAUCUUCCAGACGCUGGAGGAGUCUAUCGUGCAGGCUUGGUCUUCUGUAGUCGAGGGCAAAGAUGCCGUCGAUGAUGAUGCCGAGGGGACAGCAGAAUCAAAGGAAAAGAAGCCUCGGAAGCCGCUGUACAUUCGCGAGGGCGGUUCCAUCCCGGCGAUUCGAUUCCUUGAGAAGGAGUUCAGUGCCCCUGCUGCGCACCUUCCCUGCGGACAGUCGAGCGACUCGGCUCAUUUGGAUAAUGAGCGGUUAAGAGUGUUGAAUUUGCUGAAGAGCAGGGAGAUUAUCGGGUCGUUGUUCGCCCGUUUGUAA
This is a messenger RNA of Colletotrichum spaethianum, 2664 nucleotides long. Its product is annotated as putative dihydrofolate synthetase. Gene Ontology annotation, biological process: glutathione catabolic process; proteolysis. The record is from RefSeq and is a predicted model, not a curated record. Gene Ontology annotation, molecular function: peptidase activity; protein binding. Bases 1 to 2664 code for a protein of 887 amino acids. The transcript has 2 exons. NCBI's taxonomy places the organism in Eukaryota, Fungi, Ascomycota, Sordariomycetes, Glomerellales, Glomerellaceae.